This is a messenger RNA of Sphaerodactylus townsendi, 2484 nucleotides long. It is a transcript of the gene YES1, whose product is annotated as YES proto-oncogene 1, Src family tyrosine kinase. Lineage: Eukaryota; Metazoa; Chordata; Lepidosauria; Squamata; Sphaerodactylidae. The transcript has 12 exons. Gene Ontology annotation, molecular function: non-membrane spanning protein tyrosine kinase activity; ATP binding; signaling receptor binding. The coding region runs from base 392 to 2017 and encodes 541 amino acids. The record is from RefSeq and is a predicted model, not a curated record. Gene Ontology annotation, cellular component: extrinsic component of cytoplasmic side of plasma membrane. Gene Ontology annotation, biological process: protein phosphorylation; cell surface receptor protein tyrosine kinase signaling pathway; innate immune response.
UCCACCCGCUGCGCGGCUCCUUCCCCGGUCUCCGGCGGCCGCCAUGUUAGGUCGGGAUGGUGAACUCGGGCUCGGCUGAGGGGACCCGCCGCCCGCCGCCGCCUCCCCCUCCGCCUCCUGGCAGAGCCCGCGCCCCCGCUUCCCGGCUCCUCCCCCUCCCUUCGGCCUGGGGUUGCGACGGAGCCUUUGGAAGCGGCUCUUCGCCCGAGCGAUCCCGGCCGGGGUUCAUGGAGCGGACGCGGCGGGGCUGACAGCGCCGGACGCAGGGAAGUCUCGGCGGGGUCUCUCGCCGGCCCCGUUCGGGCGAGUUGCCCCCGAGCGGCCGCUUCGGGAGCAGAGGGGGCCCGGCGCUUGCCCUGGAGUCAGCGGCCCGCGGGAAGCAGAAAAGACCAUGGGGUGCAUUAAAAGUAAGGAAGAUAAAAGUCCUACAAUGAAAUACAGAACCGAGAAUACUCCAGAACCUGUUGCUUCUCAUGUCAGCCAUUAUGGAUCAGAUCCAAGUCAAGCAAACCAGUCACCUGCAGUAAAGGGAUCCUCAGUUAAUUUUAACAGCCAUUCUGUGACUCCUUUUGGUGGGCCAUCUGGUAUGACACCUUUUGGAGGAGCAUCUUCCUCAUUUUCAUCUGUGCCAUGUCCAUAUCCUAGCGGUUUAACAGGUGGUGUUACUGUUUUUGUGGCCUUAUAUGAUUAUGAAGCCAGAACAACAGAUGACCUUUCAUUCAAGAAGGGUGAACGGUUUCAAAUAAUAAACAACACGGAAGGAGAUUGGUGGGAAGCAAGGUCUAUUGCGACAGGAAAGAGUGGUUACAUCCCAAGCAAUUAUGUUGCCCCGGCAGAUUCUAUUCAAGCAGAAGAAUGGUAUUUUGGAAAGAUGGGCAGGAAAGAUGCAGAAAGAUUACUUUUGAAUCCUGGGAAUCAACGUGGUAUUUUCUUAGUUCGAGAAAGUGAAACUACCAAAGGUGCUUAUUCCCUCUCUAUACGUGACUGGGAUGAAGUUAGAGGCGAUAAUGUGAAACACUACAAAAUCAGAAAACUUGAUAAUGGUGGAUAUUACAUAACCACUAGAGCACAAUUUGAAUCUUUGCAAAAGCUGGUCAAACACUAUACAGAGCAUGCUGAUGGCCUGUGUCAUAAGUUAACAACUGUGUGUCCAACUGUGAAACCUCAGACACAAGGUUUAGCCAAAGAUGCCUGGGAAAUUCCUAGAGAAUCCUUACGGCUAGAAGUUAAGCUGGGGCAAGGAUGCUUUGGUGAAGUAUGGAUGGGAACGUGGAAUGGAACCACAAAAGUAGCAAUCAAAACACUAAAGCCUGGUACAAUGAUGCCGGAGGCAUUCCUCCAAGAAGCUCAGAUCAUGAAGAAAUUAAGACAUGAUAAACUUGUUCCACUUUAUGCAGUUGUAUCUGAGGAGCCAAUCUACAUUGUCACUGAAUUCAUGACAAAAGGUAGCUUACUAGACUUCCUCAAAGAAGGAGAAGGGAAAUACUUAAAACUUCCACAGUUGGUGGACAUGGCUGCUCAGAUUGCAGAUGGCAUGGCAUACAUUGAAAGAAUGAAUUACAUCCAUAGGGACCUUCGAGCAGCUAACAUCCUUGUGGGGGACAAUCUUGUGUGCAAAAUUGCAGACUUUGGUUUGGCAAGGUUAAUAGAGGACAAUGAGUAUACUGCCAGACAAGGAGCCAAAUUCCCAAUUAAAUGGACAGCGCCUGAGGCUGCACUAUAUGGCCGGUUUACAAUUAAAUCAGAUGUUUGGUCAUUUGGAAUUUUGUUAACAGAGCUCGUAACUAAGGGUCGUGUGCCAUACCCAGGUAUGGUGAACAGAGAAGUUUUAGAACAAGUAGAACGUGGCUACAGAAUGCCUUGUCCUCAAGGGUGCCCAGAAUCUCUUCAUGAGUUAAUGAAACUGUGUUGGAAGAAAGAUCCUGAUGAAAGACCAACAUUUGAAUAUAUCCAGUCAUUCUUAGAAGACUAUUUUACAGCUACAGAACCACAGUAUCAGCCUGGAGACAAUUUAUAAGCCUAAAGCCUACAUACAAUGCACAAAUCUGCCAAAUGUAAAAUAUGUUCAAAAAAAAUGCUGAUUUGAAGGACUCAGAGGAAAGCAAACAGCUGUCAUUUGCAUGCUUGACAGCUUAGCAAACUGGAAUUCCAUAAUACAGGUGCACAAACCCACUUUUUGAAGUGUUAUGCCCAAGUAUACCAAAAGAUGUGACACUUUUAUCCCUUAUUGUUUCAGGGUCCAAAGAAAGAAUAUUUUUAAAAGGGUGAUACAAUUAGCAUUACCAUGACAGUUUGUGGGAGCAGAGCUGCUAAUCUUUUCCUCUUCCAGCAUUUCAUCCAUAUUAUUAAAGGCAAAAUCAGCAAUUACAGAGACCUCUAAAUGAAAAUGAUCAAAGGAUAACAAAGCUUAUGGGACCAAACAAUUCAACUGCAAUUUUAUAGAAAUGUCCUGUGAUCAAAAUAAAGUUGGACUUCUAAAAAUCA